AUGGUUCCCACCAACAAGGGUACAUGGUCAGAUGAACUUUUUCAUAUCCCUUUUGAAUAUAAUUUGGUAUAUGGAGAAGAAGAAUGGUCAUUUGGGUAUUGUGAAAAUGGUACUGGAGUUUUUACUUGUCCACCAGGUUGGGUAAACCGCUUUGCCAAUGCUGGUGAUGCUGCCAUGGUAGUUGCAGAAAAUACAGCAUUCCGGCUGCAGCAAGCAAAGACAGAAAUUGUGACUGCCAGCAAAGUGGCAUACAGAUUCAUAGCUGGUCUGGCUUCGAAUUCAAAUUCAUCUGCCACACCAGAAUCCCCGGGCAAUUCAAACAGAAGCUCCCGUACAUUCCAAGGUACUUGGUUUCGAAACUUGUUGUCUGUUGGUGCCAAGCCUUCGGAUAGUGCUUCGGAAGUUCCAAAAGGGGACAAUGACACACUUCCACUACAGCAGCAGAAAUCUAUGGAACAGCACCAACUCAGCUCCAAGCAUAAUAUUUGA
Elaeis guineensis (African oil palm) is the source of this 489-nucleotide messenger RNA. The record is from RefSeq and is a predicted model, not a curated record. Lineage: Eukaryota; Viridiplantae; Streptophyta; Magnoliopsida; Arecales; Arecaceae.